AUGCCUUUUUUUUCUUCUUUUUCUUUCUUUUUUUUUCUAAAUCCUCCGUCAAUAUCGAAUGUCUCCUGCAAAUGGCUUUCUCUUGUAUUCCUCCACGGCUGCUGUUUCCGCUUUUUCUUCGGAAGUUCAAAGCUCCAUGCCGUGCCAUUGUGGCAGAAAGAACUAACGACUCACAGCAGGCACCGUUCUACGAGUUCUUCCUUCUUUCUUUCUUUUUUUUUCUUUUCUUUAUUCUCUGUCGGGAAGUUCCGAUUUAACUUUUCACUAAAUUCUACCCCCCCCACAACGUCUAUUGCUCUCUGUAUUUCUCUUAUUCUCUCAUUUUUUCUUUCUCUCUCUCUCUCUCUCUCUCUCUCUCUCUCUCUCUCUCUCUCUCUCUCUCUCUUUCUAUUUUAUCCUUUAAUGGUCUUUCAGGUUUUCUUUGAGGAUCUCACGUUUCUCGUUUCUUACGCCCUCUCUCUCUCUCUCUCUCUCUCUAUCUAUCUAUCUUACUUUAAUGUUUGUCUCUCUAUCUCUCUUCUUUCCAUGAUCCACGACAAAGUUCUUCGUUUUCUGUUUUAUUUACAUUUCCUUCUUCAUCUCUUUCUUAUUUCUCUCUCUCUCUCUCUCUCUCUCUCUCUCUCACUGCUUUGUUAUUUUUCCUUUACUUCGACUCAUUUUAACUCUCUCACUUUCCUCUCGCGAACUCACUCUCUCUUCACUUCUGUCUCUCUAUAUUCUUUGACCCUAGUGACGUAUUCUCCAAACUUUAUUCAUACCUAUCUAUCUAUCUAUCUAUCUAUCUAUCUAUCUAUCUAUCAGUUUGUUUCAUAUCUAUCUAUCUAUCAGUUUGUUCAUAUCUUUUCUCUCUCUGUUCAUAUCACUCUCCAUUUCUUCAUAUCUAUCUAUCUAUCUAUCUAUCUAUCUAUCUAUCUAUCUAUCUAUCUAUCUAUCUAUCUAUCUAUCUCAGCCUGUUCAUUACCCUAUCUAUUUAUCUCCGUUUGUUCAUAUCUAUCUACUAUCUUCAUUGUAAUUUUCUCUAUAAAAAGUAUGCAAUUUUUUUUGCUUUGUUCCCCCCAUCGCCUAUCUAUUAAAUUAUUCAUUUCGCCCCUUUUCUCCCCACCUUCUAUAUAUUUAUUAUUCUUCUUCUUCUUCUUCUUCUUCUUCUUCUUCUUCUUCUUCUUCUUCUUCUUCUUCAAUAUCUUUUAUUCUUCCCUUCCUGUAAUUGCUUAUUCUUCAUCGUUACCUUCUUCCUUUUCUUCUUUGCUGCACCCAAUGUCACUUUCAUCUUCUCUACCACUAAUUGCUUACUCUUCUUCUUCUUUUCUUCUUCUUCUUCUUCUUCUUCUUCUCAGAAAUAUAGACAUUUCUCGUUAA
Messenger RNA from Acanthosepion pharaonis, 1356 nucleotides. NCBI's taxonomy places the organism in Eukaryota, Metazoa, Mollusca, Cephalopoda, Sepiida, Sepiidae. The record is from the annotation of a GenBank genome assembly.